CAUCGCCUGAUAAGGUCUUCAUAGCUGAAGUGAUGUAGUCUGCGGGCUUCAUGUAACGCAUUCCGUGGACACAAAUCUGUGGACACCAUUAUCUUCUCUUCCCAGUUUUGCGGAACUCACAGCACCGGCUUAUCGGAGAGAUCGGCGGUAUUUAAAGGCCGCGCAGAUUGGCAGAUGGGGGUUUUUUUUUCUCCGAGAAGCGAUGUCGUUUUAGCACAGUAUUAGGAAUGUAAAACCGACACCUUAAAGGUUUUGUCCAACGUUUAAGUUAACGUAAACAACGUUGUGUUUGUUCAAUUUCGUUUGUGAAAUCAUGUCAGCCGCGGAAGGCGCUGAAAACACUUGCAGUUUGGACCAGCUGAAUAAAUUCGAGAAACUGUCAGGGAGGCCUCCACUCAGAGUAGCAGCCUCAAAGAAGAGAGCGCGGUGGCUUCAGGCUCGUCGCCUCUUCACCCAGCCUUGCCCCAGCCUCCGGAUCCCAAACAGGUUUUUGAGUGAAGGUCACCGCGCACCGCCGGCGAGGAGUGGACACCGCUGCGUGGCGGACAACGCUAACCUGUACGUCUUCGGCGGGUACAACCCGGACUACGAUGAGUCGGGCGGCUCGGAGAACGAGGACUACCCGCUGUUCCGCGAGCUGUGGCGGUACCACUUCGCCACGGGCACCUGGCAGCAGAUCCGCACCCAGGGCUACAUGCCCACCGAGCUGGCAUCCAUGUCAGCGGUCCUGCACGGGAACAACCUGCUCGUGUUCGGUGGCACCGGCAUUCCUUUCGGCGAAAACAACGGAAACGACGUCCACGUCUGCAACGUCAAGUACAAGCGAUGGUCUCUGCUCAACUGCCGGGGGAAGAAGCCCAGCAGAAUCUAUGGGCAGGCCAUGGCGAUCAUUAACGGCUACCUGUACGUGUUCGGCGGGACGACGGGGUACAUCUACAGCACAGACCUGCAUCGGCUGGACCUGACCACCCGUGAGUGGAUCCACCUCAAACCCAACAACCCCCCCGACGACCUGCCCGAGGAACGAUACAGACAUGAAAUAGCACACGAUGGACAGAGAAUAUUCAUCCUGGGGGGAGGAACCUCCUGGACAUCUUAUCCUUUGGACAAGAUUCAUGCCUACAACCUAGAGACAAACUCCUGGGAGGAGAUCGCCACCAAGCCGCACGAAAAAUUAGGGUAUCCCGCUGCCAGGAGGUGUCAUAGCUGUGUACAGAUACGCAACGACGUGUUCAUCUGCGGCGGGUACAACGGAGAGCUGAUCCUGGCUGACCUGUGGAAGCUCAGCCUGCAGAGCUUCCAGUGGACCAGGCUCCCUGCCGUCAUGCCCGAGCCCGCCUACUUCCACUGCGCUGCUGUCACCCCGGCCGGCUGCAUGUACAUCCACGGCGGCGUGGUGAACAUUCACGAGAACAAGCGGACUGGCUCUCUGUUUAAGAUCUGGCUGGUGGUGCCCAGCCUGCUGGAACUGUGCUGGGAGAGGCUGCUCAGGUCCUUCCCCCAGCUGGCCCACCUCUCCACCAUGCAGCUGCUCAAUCUGGGGCUGACGCAGGAUCUCAUCGAGCGUCUAAAAUGAGGGCCCCCGAGGGCCCCCGUGACUGAACAAGGAGCUCCGGCUCCCCCCGGCCCCGGCCCCUGCCCCCAGCCCCUGCCCCCGGCCCCAGCCCCCUGCCCCCUGCCGAACUCUUAUGUAGCCCGCCUUAAAACCAAAACGUUGGAUGCCUUUUUAUUUCCUUUUUAAAAAAAAAAAAUGUUUUCUUUUUGUUUUGUUUGCACUUAUCAAAGAUGCUUUUAACCCCUGCCCCCCCCCCCCCCUUUGGAAGUCCAGUUUUAUCAACACUGUGUGUGGAGAGCCCUGCUUCUCCUCUUCACCUGUGAGAUUUACUGCAGCGCGCUGAACUCGGAAGGCCAAGUUAAACUUCUGCUGGGUGCCAGUGCCUGCUCGCACGUCUGGUAAAGGUUACAGUCAAACUCUUUAAUUCCAUCAAACUCGUCCUGUUUAGCUUGUAUUUUUGAGUUUCUACAACGACGUCCUCAUCAAGGUGUUUUAAUGUUCGUGAAGGAGACUGCUGAGAAAUGAGGUAUCAGCGCGUUUGAGGCGUUUGCAUGAACUGCCGAUUAUGAACAGCGAUAAAACCUCUUCUCAUCGUUUCACCAGCACUUUGUCCUUAUCCUUCAGCAUCUCCACUUUUACCUGUUUUUAUGUUUCUCUAAUAAAAUCAGAUUUAUGGUUUUCGAUCUUAA
Molecule: messenger RNA, 2244 nt
Organism: Conger conger (European conger)
Lineage: Eukaryota; Metazoa; Chordata; Actinopteri; Anguilliformes; Congridae
Gene: klhdc10
Product: kelch domain containing 10
Exons: 10
Coding region: 314-1576 (420 amino acids)
Biological process (GO): positive regulation of stress-activated MAPK cascade
Molecular function (GO): protein binding
Source: RefSeq, a predicted model, not a curated record